AUGAAGUUAAAUCCUGCAAAAUAUGCUUUCGGAGUCCCUACUGGAAAGUUGCUGGGUUUCAUCGUCAAUCACUGCGGCAUUGAGUUAGAACCGUCAAAGAUCAAAGCUAUUAAGGACGUGCCACCGCUAAAGAGCAAGAAAGAGGUGAUGAGUUUUCUGGGCCGCCUCAAUUAUAUCAGUCGUUUUAUAGCACAAUCAACGAUAAUAUGUGAGUCGAACAUUAAAAUGCUGAGGAAAGAUGUUGUAAUGAGUUGGACUGAAGAGUGCAAGAAGGCUUUCGAUAAAAUCAAGGAGUACUUGUCCAAGUCGCCCGUGUUGGUCCUACCAGAGCCCUGGAGACCUCUACUUCUGUACCUAUCCGUGUUGGACGGAGUCUUUGGGUGCGUCCUGGGGCAACAUGAUGAAACCGAGAGAAAGGAGCAGAAAGAGGUCAAGGGGAAAGCAUUGGUCGAUCACCUGGUGGAGAACCCCAUAGACGGAGAAUACGAACUGUUAAAGAUAUAUUUUCCCGAUGAGGAAGUGUCAUUUAUAGGGGAAGAUAUUGCCGAAACAUAUGAUGGUUGGAGGAUUUUUUUGACGGAACAACAAACUUCAAAAGAGUGGGCAUCAGAGUUGUCCUGGUUGGCGAUCGACAUGAAGAUUCAGGAAUUGCUGGUAAUUAGAGAAUCAGAUCUACUGAUUCACAAGGAUAGAAUUCAAACAUGUUCCAAGAGUUCAGAUGAGUUUGCCGGUCCGUUGGCUACUUUUUCUUCCAUGAUACAACAUCCAUACGAGAAUUUUAUUGAUCCUAUCUCGAUAGAGAUUCGAAAGCAACCAGCUUAUUGUGUUAAUGUUGAAGAUGAGUUUGAUGGAAAUCCAUGGUUUCACGACAUCAAGGAGUAUUUGGAGAAAGGAGAAUACCAGGAAAUGCUACACACACUCAUAAGUGUACGCUUUGAAGAUUGGCCAACCAUUUCUUUAAUAGCAGAGGAAUUCUGUAUAGAAGGACUCCUGACUUGGGAUUGCUGUGAUGUGUCGAUGCCAUGGAGGCAUCUAGGUUGCUUGAAUAGAUACACGCCAGAACCUGCAGACCUCACAUGA
Molecule: messenger RNA, 1080 nt
Organism: Nicotiana tabacum (common tobacco)
Lineage: Eukaryota; Viridiplantae; Streptophyta; Magnoliopsida; Solanales; Solanaceae
Source: RefSeq, a predicted model, not a curated record